UUGCAGAAUGUUUGCCGGCCUGAGACACUGAGUGAGUGAAAUAGAUGCAAAGCCCACUUUGGAGAGAAGGAAUUUAAAGGACUGAGACAGAAGGAAAGAGUCAUAGGAUGAUGCUUGUGAAGGGUAGUCAUACACAAGACAAAAGGAUCCCUCAAAAGUAUGGAACCCCGCUUAACUGAACACAGAGAAUGAACCAGCAGUGCAAGAGAAAACACUACAAAUUAGCUGACAGCUGGUAAAGAAGAUGCUUUAUUUUUGUAGCCUGUGCCUGUGGGAUCUGUGAUGGAAAUGAUGGCUGGCUGUGGUGAAAUUGAUCACUCAAUAAAUAUGCUUCCUACAAGUCGGAAGACGAAUGAGUCCUGUUCUAAUACUGCACCUUCUCUAACAGUUCCCGAGUGUGCCAUCUGUCUACAAACAUGUGUUCAUCCAGUCAGUCUGCCCUGUAAGCAUGUUUUCUGUUAUCUCUGUGUAAAGGGCGCCUCAUGGCUUGGGAAGCGAUGUGCUCUUUGUCGACAAGAGAUCCCUGAGGAUUUUCUUGACAAGCCAACCUUGUUGUCACCUGAAGAACUUAAGGCUGCAAGCAGAGGAAAUGGUGAAUAUGCGUGGUAUUAUGAAGGAAGGAAUGGGUGGUGGCAGUAUGAUGAGCGCACUAGUCGGGAGCUAGAAGAUGCUUUUUCCAAAGGUAAAAAGAACACGGAAAUGUUAAUUGCUGGAUUUCUGUAUGUUGCUGAUCUCGAAAACAUGGUUCAGUAUAGGAGAAACGAACAUGGACGUCGCAGGAAGAUUAAGCGAGAUAUAGUAGAUAUACCAAAGAAGGGCGUAGCUGGACUUAGGCUGGACUGUGACACCAGUACUGUAAAUCUAGCCAGAGAGAGUUCUGCUGAUGGUGCGGACAGUGGAUCAGCACAGACUGGAGCUUCUGUUCAGCUUCCAGUGCCAUCCUCUGCAAGGCCCCUAACAUCAGUUGAUGGUCAGUUAACCAGCCCUGUAACACCGUCCCCUGAUGCAGGCGCUUCUUUGGAAGACUCUUUUGCUCAUUUACAACUCAGUGGAGACAGCAUAGCUGAAAGGAGUCAUAGAGGUGAAGGAGAAGAAGAUCAUGAAUCACCUUCUUCUGGAAGAGUCCCAGAUACCUCUGUGGAAGAAACCGAGUCAGAUGCCAGUAGUGAUAGUGAGGAUGCCCCUGCGGUGGCUGCACAGCACUCCUUGACCCAACAGAGACUUUUGGUUUCAAGUGCAAACCAGACAGUAGCUGACCGGGCUGACCGAUCAGUUGCAGGGGGUGGGACCAUGAGUGUCAAUGUCAGAUCCAGAAGGCCUGAUGGACAGUGCACAGUGACAGAGGUUUAAACAAAUGUCUUCAGCACCACACUCAAGGGUAAAAUGGAUACCUGUAAAUUUCUGCCCACAUAACAUUAUACUCAUCCUUAGUAGUGCAUUGUGGGAGUUGGGGUGGGAAGGGAUAUGGGAAGGACAGACCUGAAAUUAAAAUGUCUAACAUGCCUCUGCUGAAAUUUAUUUAAUGUGAGGAAUUGGGGUGUUGAUAGUUGAGAGUGGUUAAGUAUAACACAGUUUUCUUGACAUCUGUUUACUUUAUAGUGUAUUUUUUUAAGUCUUUAGUUCUUUUGGCUAAUGUGUCCUUGUGCAUUAAUGGUCCUCAUCUGACUCUUGCACUACCUUAUUUUUCUGCAUGGAUUGGUAUAAAAUCUUCACCUAAAUUUGGCACCUGUGAGAUACUUGAUUAUCAUUAUGAGCAGGAAGCUUAAUGUCAAAAAUAGAGUGAAUUUGGGAUUUAAAACUAGAUGACUAACAAGUACUUCAUAUUGGUCUUAUUGAGAUAGAAAUGUAAAGCUGCAGCUAAUAAGUUUCAGAAUCUGUAACACACUUCAUGGUGUUCCUUUCCAUAAGAUUUGCUGUCUUGUCCUUGUACUCUGAGGUUUCUCUUAGUCUGCAUUUUUCUUUUUGAUUAAAAAAACUUUAUAAUUUAAUAAAUACUAGAGUUUAUCAGAAAUGAUUUGUUUCUUGUUUGAGUUUGGAAAAGGGAUGGGGGCACUUUGCUAUUUGUGGCUAGAGAGCUUUUAAAAGGUGAGGUUUGAACUGAUUAUAUUCUAUUCAACCUGUCCCUUACUCAGAAGUCAGUCUGAUUCCUUCAGAAGAGAAUAUGGAAAGAGAAGCUAUCAAUGGGUACUGUGUUUGGAAUAAACAGAUGUGGAAAAAGA
Molecule: messenger RNA, 2219 nt
Organism: Arvicanthis niloticus (Nile rat)
Lineage: Eukaryota; Metazoa; Chordata; Mammalia; Rodentia; Muridae
Source: RefSeq, a predicted model, not a curated record